This is a messenger RNA of Lotus japonicus, 637 nucleotides long. Its product is annotated as protein CYSTEINE-RICH TRANSMEMBRANE MODULE 9-like. The record is from RefSeq and is a predicted model, not a curated record. The transcript is spliced from 3 exons. Bases 191 to 430 code for a protein of 79 amino acids. Gene Ontology annotation, cellular component: plasma membrane. Lineage: Eukaryota; Viridiplantae; Streptophyta; Magnoliopsida; Fabales; Fabaceae.
CUACCGACCCUGCUACUCAACGCGUUUGUCUCACACGUCAUUCCAAUUUUCUAUUUCCUAUGAAGGAACCAAUGAACCUAUAUAUAUUUUGCACCCCCUAGAUUCCAAUCACAUUCAACCUUCUCAUUGUUCAACUCAUUAGAAAACAACAACUAAUUCAACAAUCGAUCAUCAUCUUCAGUUCUUCAGCAUGAGUAACUUCAACAAUCAGCAACAAGCCCCUAUUUCAUAUCCAGCAACUGAGACAGCAUACCCUACAGCAGCUCCAUAUGUUGCUGCCCCACCACCCAUGGGUUAUCCUUCCAAGGAUGGUUCUGAAGGGAACUUCCAACAGAGAGUUCCAGAGGAAACCACUAGCAGGGGUGAUGGUUUCUGGAAGGGAUGUUGUGCUGCUAUCUGCUGCUGUUGUGCCCUGGAUAUCUGCUUCUGAUUGAACCGCUCAGCAUAGACUUGUGGCGCGUGUGUUAAUUCUUUGUAGUUUGUUGUAGAAUAAUGAUCUUUGUCUUUUUGACAGAAUGUAUUUGUUGUCCAUUUGAUGGAUGUUUUUCGUUUCCCUAUAGUACAUGGAAACUUUAUUUUGAUGUAUGUAUUUAGACAAUAUCUUGUGAUUUUUUAUCUAUAAGAAAAAUUUCUCGAA